AUGCAAGACGUAUACAACGAGGAAGGUAGCUCGCGAGGAGGCUCCUCUCAACAGGAGGAAGACCAGAGUGGUAGAGGAAAACCCCGCGGCCAGCGCGAACCGUACUAUGCCCGCCUGUUCACGGCAGAAGAACUCGACGGCCUCGAAGCUAAAAGAGUAACAGGGGUUUCUGAAGAGAAGGAAGAAUACGACAAGGAGCUCGAAGACCGCCUCAUCGGUCUUGACGAAGUUGCACUCAAGGAACGUGUGAAGAAGAAUGCUGAAGGGCAAAAGGCUGUGUCGUUGGGCGAGCUUAGCAAGAUACUAGACAUCCCUGAAGAAGUGUUAGCUCGAACCCGCGAGGCUGCUCCCGAAGAGCUGUCCUCUCCUGAAUAUUGGCUAGAGUGGUACCGAAAAACACUAGCCACGACUGAAGCUGCUAAACGUGCGAACCGUGACUUUAGGUCAACCACGAAUGAGAAGGCCGUGCUUGAAGUCGAGCGGGAAAACGGCGUCUUCGCUCGAACAAACCCUUUUGACGACGCCGACAAGGGAGAGUUGGAGGAACCCGGAGGAGUGUUCUCCGAGAGCACACCCUCCGCCUGA
This is a messenger RNA of Phytophthora nicotianae INRA-310, 585 nucleotides long. RefSeq lists its product as hypothetical. NCBI's taxonomy places the organism in Eukaryota, Oomycota, Peronosporomycetes, Peronosporales, Peronosporaceae. Bases 1 to 585 code for a protein of 194 amino acids. The transcript has a single exon. The record is from RefSeq and is a predicted model, not a curated record.